AUGCGCGACGAGCGUGCUCGGGAAGCGGCCGCGGGCGACGCGGAGCUUCCGCCGGAGGACGACGCGGUCGAGAUGGCGAGCGCCGCCCACGUGCUGGACAGCGUGGCGGAGGUGGGCCCGAACUACACCCUGCUGCGCAGCAAGGAGACGAAGGCGAAGCGGCGGAAGCGACAGCGCGAGGAUGCCAGGGCGGCGCUCGACGGCCACACUGUCCUGCCCACCGGAUCGCGCCUCGAGAUCUUCUGCGACAGCGAGCGGUGGUACCCUGCGACCGUCAUGGCGCGGGAGGAGGACGGGGACGGACGGAUCGUGCACGAGGUCGAGUACGACGGCUACCCGGAUCGGCGGUGGUGGCACAUGCUGGACGAGGAGCGGUGGCGCGCCGUCCCAGAGCAGGCCGGCGCGGGCGCAGGCGGCGCUGCCGGAGACGGGGAUGGGGAUGCGGCGAUGGACCGCGUGGACGGCGAGCAUGGCGCCCGUGCCGCGGGCGACGCCGAGGCGGCCGAGGUGCGGCCGGCGCCGCCUCCUGUGCGCCGGGGCGUGCGGCGCAGCGCGCUGGCGGACGCCCUCGAGGCGGAGGAUGACGAGCAGCAGGAGGAAGCUGCGCGUGGCGAUGGGCGGCCGAUGCUAGCGCCCCACGGGCCGGCGCUGUCGGCGCAGCUUCGGGUCGUGCGCCUGCGGCUGCGCGAGUUCCUGGCGACGCAGGCCGCGGCGGGGAAGAGCGUGCCGAUGCAGCGGACGGCCCUCGGUCUGCACCCGACGAUGCGGUGGACGAUCCGCUUCGGCAAGUGGCUGGCGACGACGCGAAUCACCGCGCCGAGGGCGAGCCGGUGGCACGCGACCGAGCGGGGCGAUUUGCGCGACGAGGAGCCGACGGUGCGCACGGGUCGCGGCGAGAACACGGUCUACGUCGCGCUGCAGCACAUGAAGAACCACGUGUGGCGCGAGAUCUGGCCGGCGAUGCCGAGCGACGCGAGGCACUCCUACUCGGUCCCGAGCCCCUUCACCUUGGGCGGAAUGCAAGCAUUCCUCGACGGGAGGACGCUGUCGAGGAUUUCGCCCCGCUCGAUUUUCGCGAACUACCAGACGCUUACUGUGGCACCCUGCGACGAUCUCGACCCGGAGGAGGUUCACGAGACGUGGUACCUGGACUCGGUGAAAGAGGAGCUGAAGGAGGCGCAGGAACGCGCCACUCGUUCCGAGGCCACAGUUAAGUCGCUCGAGGCGCAGCUCAAAAGCGCGCACCGCUCGCGCGAGGACCAGGUCGCCGUGCAGGCCACCGUCAUCGAGUCGCUGCAGAAGACCAUCAAGGCGUACAAGGAGGCGGCCGAGCAGCAGCGCGCCACGGCGUCGCCGGGCUGCCCCGUGCGCCUUGGCGAGGCCGCGUCUUGCCUGGGGCACUGCUGCGUCGGCUUCAGCGGGGUGGUGGGGGCCUUCGUCGCGUGCCGCAAGGCGCGCGACUGA
Emiliania huxleyi CCMP1516 is the source of this 1464-nucleotide messenger RNA. RefSeq lists its product as hypothetical. The record is from RefSeq and is a predicted model, not a curated record. The transcript has 2 exons. NCBI's taxonomy places the organism in Eukaryota, Haptophyta, Isochrysidales, Noelaerhabdaceae. Bases 1 to 1464 code for a protein of 487 amino acids.